AGGUGGAUGAGUGGGUGGGAGGAUGGGUGGACCGACCCCUAGAGGAUACAGGUACAGACUAAUAAGUGAGCUUCCAGUCCCCGCGCUGUGCUGGCCGCGCCGUGCGUUAGGAAAGUUCCACACGCCCGGAGCCGGUCCGGUCCGCUCGGGGCCCGGAGAGCAGCCGCGGGAAAGGGUUAAGGGCGGCGCGGUGGGCGGGCUCGGAGCGCGGCGCCCGGCUCGGUUGGCGGAGCCCGAGCAUCUGGGGAUGCGGCGGCGGCGGCGCAGCGCGCGGCUGCGGGGACGCGCAAGGUGAACGCGGGCUGCGGGCGGGCGCCCAGGGCCAUGUGCCGGCCAGCUGUGUGACCUUGGGCCAGUCGCCCAACCUCUCUGAACCUCAGUUUUCUCUCCCAUGAAGUGGGUCUACCCACACCCGCUUGUGUUGGCAUGAGGUGGUGAGCAGGCCGCUGAGGCCGCCGGGGAGGACGCGAGCAGACCAUGGUCGCCCGUGGCGGGGAGCCCGCGCGUGGCCGGCUGCUGCUCCUGCUGUGGGCACUGGGGGCCGGCCCCGCGCUGGGCCGGGAGCUGCCCAGGCCCCCCGACGACUCGGAACCACACCUGCUCGCGGGCGCCCCGCCCCCGGCCUCCAACGUCCAGGACAGGCCCAGCGAUGGGGACCCCUGGGACCCCGCCGUGGCCCCCGUCCCCGCUGGAGAGCUGCCCCUUGGCCCAGCCCUACACGGACCGAGAGCUGCCUCGGGGGCUCCCCGGGAAGGACCGGGGGUGACCGAUGACCUGCAGAUGGCCCGAGGGCCAAGUUCUCCGGGCUGGACGGGACCGCCGGACUCCCAGGAGCCUGCACAGCCAGAAGCCCCAGGGGCGCCCCCCCAGCCCGCUCUCCCCCCCACAGCCCCCACAGCCCGGCUUGGGGGUGCCACAGCUGCCCCCUCCCCAGAGGCGCCUGCAGGCCUACAGCCACCUAGAGAGGAGGGCGUGUCGGGGGGAGCCGGGACCAGGGCCCCCGAAACGCCCCCAAGGGACCCCCAGGGCCCUCCCGACACUCUCGGCGCCCCCUUGGGCACUCCCAGAAGUCCCCCGCUGGAGGCGCGGGGUGGUGAGACCUUCCACGAGUUGGCUCGGGGACCCCCUCUCACCCAGCAGGGCCCAGCAGCCCCUGAGGGGGGCCCCGUGUCCCCAGUUGAGGCGGAGUCCUCUGCAGAGCCUGACGCCCAGCCCGGCCCGCCCGUUGCCGGAAGCCGCCCUCCCCCUCAGAAGCCGCCAGCCGCGCCCCCCAGGAAGGACGGGGGUGUGGGAGAGAGCUCCCCAAGCCCCCCAACCCAGCCGGCGGAUGCCAGGGGCCCCCCCGCCGCAGAGAGACCUGAGGCGCCAGAAGUGGCCAAGAACAACAGUGUGGACCCCAUCUCCCCGCAGCGGGUGCGAGGGGCGGUGGGAAGUCCAGGGACCCCCAAGUCUCUCAUCCCCGACCUGCCGGACCCCGGCCCAGCGCCAAACCGAACAGACAGUCCUAAAGAGGCUCUGCAGCCAGAUGACGUGGAGGAGUGGCCCCGACGCCCCCAGAGUCACCCCCCGGCGCCCCCGGUCCAGGCGCCUUCCACGUCUCGCAGGGGCCUCAUCCGUGUCACGACGCAGCGCGCCCUGGGCCAGCCGGGCCCCCCGGAGCCGUCGGCCAGCUCCAUGGCCCCCGUCCCGGUGUCCAGCCCCCCGGCCAACGCCACGGCGCCGCCCCUGCGCUGGGGGCCCCUGCGGCGGGUGCUGAGCUUCGCCUGGGAGCUGCACGUCUACGGCGUGGGGGUGCUCUUCCUGCUCCCCGCGCUGCUGGCGCUGGCCACGCUGGCGGCCGCCCCCGGGGGUCCGCGGCCCGCGCUGGCGGCGGCCGCGCUGGUGCUGGUGGCCGGGGCGCUGCGCUCGGCCUACAUGCUGGCCGACCCCUACGGCUCGCAGGCGCGGCUGGGCGCGCGGGCAGGCCUGGUGCUCUACAACCUGCCCUUCCCCCUGCUGGUGGCCGCGCUGGGGGCGCUGGCCCAGCUGGGCCUGGGCGCGGGGCUGCCGCUGCCGCUGCAGAGGCCGCUCCUGCUGGCGGCGCUGGCCGCGGCGCACGGCGCGAUCCUGCUGGCCACCGACCUGCUGUCCCCCAGGCCGGUGCUCAACCUGCUGGCCCAGGGCGUCUCGUGCGCCUGGGGCGCCGCCGUGGCCCUGGGCACACUGUGCCUGUGCCGGCGGCGCCUGCUGGCCGGGCCCCGCGCCUGGGACGCGCGCCCGGGCCCGCGGCUGCUGGCCGUGGCCGGCUCGCUGGGGCUGCUGGCCUGCGGCCUGCAGCUGGCCGCCGCGCUCUGGCUGUACCCGGGCCCCGGCCGCGUGGGCCGCUUCUCGUGGGCCUGGUGGGGCGUCCACUUCUGGCUGCGGCUGCUGGAGCUGACGUGGGCGCUGGCGCUGGCGCUGGCCGCGGUGGCCGCCGCGCGGCCCCGGCCGCCCACCGAGCACGCCUGCUGGACCAAGCUGCUCCGCCUGGCGUGCCCGGCCCCGGCGGGCAAGAGCGAGGUGCCCGAGCGCCCCAACAACUGCUACGCGGGGCCCAGCGGCGCGGGCGUGGGCGGCCUGGAGCUGGGCAGGAGCCUCAUCCGCAACGCGGCCGAGCUGGGACCGUCCAGCCCGGGCACCUGGGGCUCGGCCGCGGCGCUGUCCCGCAGCAGCGGGGGGCCCGCGCCGUCGCUGAGCGAGCUGGACCUGCAGCCGCCGUCGCCCAUCAACCUGAGCCGCAGCAUCGACGCGGCGCUCUUCCGCGAGCACCUGGUGCGCGACAGCGUGUUCCGGCGCCGCGGCCUGGCCUCCUCGCCGCCAGGGGGCGCGCUGCGGCCGCGCCGGGGCAGCCACCCCGACGGCCCCGACGGCGCGCCCGCCGCCCCGCCGCCGCCGCCGCCGCGCGCCCGCUGCCGCUCGCUGGACGACGUGCGCGCGCCCGCGCCCGCCUCGACCUCGGCCGGCUCCCCGGACAGCGGCUCGCGCGGCUCGCUGCACAUCAGCUGGAACCCGUGGCGCCACGGGCUGUCGUCGGCGGACAGCCUGCCCCUGGACGCGCCGCCCAGCACGGCGCGCCUGCUGCCCACGCCCGCGCCCGCGCCCGCGCCGCCGCCCCGCGCGCGCCCGCCCCGCGCCGCGCCCGGGGACUCGCGCAGCGCGUCCAGCGACACCAUCGAGCUCUGAGGCCCGCACCCGGGCCUGUUUUGUUUUUUUUUAAAAAAAAGAUCUAUUUUUUGCAAGGGCUGUUUUGCACAGAGGCCGUGACGCUCACGGGCCGCAGGGUGGACCUGAGGGAACGGGGGUGCGGGGGGAGCUCGUUUGUCCAGACCGUCUGUCCUCUUUGUGCCAAAGAAAUAAACCCUUUGGACGUGG
Sorex araneus (European shrew) is the source of this 3390-nucleotide messenger RNA. It is a transcript of the gene PRRT3, whose product is annotated as proline rich transmembrane protein 3. Lineage: Eukaryota; Metazoa; Chordata; Mammalia; Eulipotyphla; Soricidae. The coding region runs from base 478 to 3201 and encodes 907 amino acids. The transcript is spliced from 5 exons. The record is from RefSeq and is a predicted model, not a curated record.